UCCGUUUAUUGUGCAUUUUCGCCGAAACCAACCAGUUCACCAGCUCACGCUAGUGCUGGUCAGAAACAAGGUUCUCGUGGAACAGGAUAACUAAACGCAAGCGAUGGACGACGACGAAAAGGAUGAAUUGUUGGAAUUUUUCGAUUUUUCCAUACCGUUCGAACGGACGACGGUAAGAAGUGCCGUUGGAGGUAGUGAGAGACGUUCGCUAAACAUCGAAGCGCAGACGAUACCGUUUCGGCAUGUUAUGGGCACGGAAUAUGCGAAGGCAAUCGUCAAGCAAGAAGAGGCCAGAAUACUGUCGGAUUUGAUCGGAGAAACGCUGAACAAAUCAACAGGAUCUCGCAUGGACGAGGUGGACGAUGCGUCUUCGAUGGCGGAUGAAGACGAAGAGCACUUGGGCCGGGUACGUGCGAAGGAGCUGAUGGAGCCCAUCUUCAGUCGCUACAACCUGACCGUCACCCCGAACAAGCUAACGAUUCACCAGUCGAAGGAGCACAUUUUGAAAACGAUACGGGAAAACCCGGUCGUGGUGCUGCAGGGUGUGACUGGAUGCGGUAAAACGACGCAGGUGCCCCAGUACCUGCUGGAGGACGCGUACAAGCGAAGGGAAUGGUGCAAUAUCAUUGUCACGCAACCGCGAAAGAUUGCCGCCACUUCGAUUGCGCGGCGUGUAGCGGCGGAACGUUCCUGUGAGCUUGGUACGCUGGUAGGCUUUAAGGUGGGCCUGAAGGAAAAGAUUAGCGAAGACACGCGCCUAACGUACGUGACGACGGGGGUGCUGCUUAACAAGCUGAUCAAUUCGAAAAGUCUCAGCCAAUACACGCACAUCAUACUGGACGAGGUGCACGAGCGCGAGGUAGACAUGGACUUUCUGCUCAUCAUUGUGCGGCGCCUGUUGACGCAGUCGCGCCACACGAAGAUCAUCCUAAUGUCGGCUACGAUUGAGUCGUCCGAGUUUGCACAGUACUUCAAGAUACCGGGACGAAACAGUCUGUUUGCGCCCCAGCUAGCCGUUAGCAACACUCCGCAGCAUGAUGUGACGGUGUUUUAUUUGGAAAAUUUAGAAAAGCUACGGAUCGACUUUUCCAUCAAGUACGAGCAGCCGGAGGUGCACGAGAAGAUGUACUUUGUGGCGGCGAAGGUGGCGAUUGUGUGCGAUCGCUACAUUGACGAGUGCGAAACCGCGUCCAACAUCGAUUACAAACCUUCGAUCAUCAUGUUCCUGCCCGGCAUCAACGAAAUCGAUCGGAUGGCGGAAGUGCUGCGCAAUUUCGUGGGCGACAACAUUCCGAACGCGCUGCAGACCAAGUUCACGAUACUGAAGCUCCACUCGACGCUGCCCUCGGAGGAGCAGGCACUGGUGUUUCGUCCGCCUCCGCCGGGAUACCGGAAGGUUAUCCUAUCGACGAACAUCGCAGAAAGCUCCAUCACCAUACCGGAUGUAAAGUUUGUGAUCGAUUUCUGUUUGCACCGUUUGCUGGUUGCCGACACGCUGAACAACUUUACCUCGCUGCAAACGCAGUGGGCCUCGCGAAACAACUGUAUACAGCGUGCCGGUCGUGCGGGGCGUGUGAUGAACGGUCGCGUGUAUCGGCUUGUGAACAAACACUUCUACGACAAUGGAAUGGCCCAAUCGCCCGAACCCGAAAUGGUGCGCUGUCCGCUCGGAGCAGUGGUGCUGAAAACGAAGCUGCUCGAUAUGGGACCACCGCACACAAUACUGGCGCUGGCCAUGUCACCCCCGAACCUGUCCGAUGUGUCCAACACGGUACUGCAGCUGAAGGAGGUCGGCGCGCUGCUGCGUACCACCAAGGGUGUGUACGAUGUGCAGGACGGUGAUAUUACAUACCUCGGUCAGCUAAUGUCUCAGAUUCCGGUGGACAUAACGCUGGCGAAGCUCGUGGUGUUGGGUUACGUGUUUUCGGUGCUUGAGGAAGCCAUCAUCAUUGCGGCCGGUAUGAACGUGAAGAACGUGUUUUGUGCGAUGCGAACGGUCGAGGCGCUGCGCAUCAAGCGCUACUUUGCCAACGGCUCCGCUUCCGACGGUAUUGCAAUUCUGAAUGCGUACACCUGGUGGCGAUCGGUGAAGGAGCAGGGUACAGGAGGCGAUACGGUCGGUUGGUGUCAGCGAUACAUGCUCGAUCUGAAAUCGUUGACCGAGAUGGCUGAGCUGGUGCAGGAAAUAACAUACCGGCUUAAAUCGGCCAACAUACGGGUCGUGGCCGGUGCGCGGAAUGCACGCUGGAACGAUCGUGAGCGAACGGUCGUGUUGAAGGUGGUGAUGGCUGGUGCGUUCUAUCCCAACUACUUCCUUCCGCUGUCCUCGAGCGAGCGCGACCUUGGAGACCGAAUGGUGUACACGGAGAUUGGUGGCCGAAAUCCGUUCCGAACGGUAUUCUUUAGUGGGUUUGACCAUUAUAACUAUAUUGGACCGCUGUACCGCAAUCAGAUCCGUGCGCUGCUGACCGAACGAAAGGCGGACCCGGAACGGCAGGCGCUCAUGAAGGUAGACUUCGAGCGAAGCACCAACAAGAUAUUCGUGCAGUUCGAGUACCCGCCCGAUCUUCAGCCCGGCCAAAACCAGAUACGGUACGACGAGCGCAACAUGGUGGACCGUAUCCAUCCGGGCGUUUACGAAGCGAUCAAGUUGCGCCAAGUGCGUCGCAGCCAGUCGGAGCUGCUGGUGAUGCAUCACAACGAUGCGGUUGCCUUUGCAACGGAGAACGGUCUCGGCGUUUGGAAGAACAACGAAUGGCACCCGCGCAGUAUCGAGAUCCCGAACGUGCAGCUGUCGGUCGAACCGGCCAUCUACUGCAAGGAGCUUACUGCCACCGUGACCUACGUGCAGGAUCCGAACAAAUUCUAUCUGCGUCCCCAUGGCAACGAUAACAUCUACAAGGACAUCGAACGGCAGCUGAGCGAAAGUGCUGCACUGUUGCGCCCCUUUUCUGCCCUGGAUUCGCUGAAGCAACGAGAUAUUGUGGCCGCCCCGUUACCGCACACAUCCGUCAAAACGAUGGGUCGCGCCAAGCUGCUGAAAGAGUACACGAUCCGUGGCGUAACGAGUUGGGCGGUGUUUUUCAUGGAUUUUGGUAGCACGGCCGUAAUCCCGGUGGGACAGUUGCGCAAGCUGGAGGGCAUUUCGUUGGUCGCGCUCACAACCAUGCCCGACCGUGUGUUUGAAGCGUCGCUGGCGGGGGUGCAGCCGUGCGCGGUACGAUCGCCGAAGGAUGUGUGGACGGAGGAUACGGUCAAGUACUUCCGGCAGCUCGUACUCGGCAAGCGGCUGCACGUCGAGAUUUACUCGGUGGUGAAUCGGGUGUCGAUGGUUGUGUUGCGCCGCUCGCCGCAGGAUUCCGCCGAGCAGACGAUUAACAGGGAACUGAUCAGGCUGCAUCACGCCCAAGAGUCGGAGGAGUCGUACGUGUCGAAGAUGAACCACGAGAAGCGGCUGCGUGUGCAGAGCGACAUGGAGUUGGAUUCCAUGUACGAGGUGCAGAUAAAGAACGAUGACUCCGAGCAGCAGCGCUAUCUGGAGGACGAUGAUCCGGUCAAUUUGCAGCUGCCGCGUGAUAUGCUCAAGGUUCGGCUCAUGCUGCGCGGUCCGUACAGUCCGCUGGAGAUCAAGUGUAGUUCGACCGUGUUCUCCGGCUACCGGAAGCCGGUCAGCAUCGAAAACUCUUCGCUGAAUUCGGUGCUGCUCGACACGAACCCGCAGAACCCGCACACCAAGCUACUGGUGGCGGGCUGCGUUAACGAAACGUCUAACAAUACGCUGAUCGCGCGACAAACAACCAUGAUGCCAAACAUUCCCGGGCUGCCGGUACUGAUGGCGCUCAUCUUUGCGCCCACCUGCCAGUUGAGGAAGGAUCCAGAGGAAACGCGUGUUGUUGGGCUGUUGGCUGGGCUGGGCAUAGAUCCGCACACGGGCAACUCCAUUUAUCCCGAGCACGACAUGUCGAUGUCGGUAGACAUCUGCCUUGACGAGGAGGACAUUGGAGAUAUUAAUGCAUUGCGAUACACGAUGGACUCUAUCCUACACAGUGGACACAAUGAGCAAACGCAACUGUUUGGCGAGUUCAGCAUCGAGUCUCUGAUGGGAAAAGUGAAGGAUUACUUAAUUAAAAUCCUUCAACGUGAACGAGCGGUUCAGGAAAAUCGUGGCAUGAUACACGAUUUCCGAUGGGAUACGGGCAUUAAGAACGCCGGCAGCAGCAAACAGACAAAUCAGAACAUCAUGAUCGACAUAUAUUCGAAGGCCAUCUUUCCCCUGUACGACAAGCUAAAUCUUUAUCCGUUGCCGGUCAGCAAAAUGGAGUUUAUGCGGCGGCACUGUGCGGAGCUGCACCUAAUUACAGAAUCGCGAGUUCCGUUACCGAAGGGAGGCAUAUUGUGUCAGCUGUGUGAUGUGAAUCUCGAAUCGGAGCAUGCCUUACGGAUUCACUUCUGCUCCAGUCUGCAUCGCGAGCUUGAAAAGAAGAUCCUUUUCCGACCUUGAAAAGGCUAGCUCACCAGUGCGUACAAAUUAAUUUCGAUUUUCAUCCUUUAUUCAUUUUUUUUUUCAUUCUUUCUUCAUUAUUUUGACAAUUAUUAUUCGCAAACGAUAUGCAUGGCAUAUGCAAUACCUUUUUUCUCUGCCAUUAUUAGAUAGAUAAGAUUGACUGUAGUGCAAUCGGGUCAUAUUGGGUUAGAACUUAAAACGACGUGAUGGUUCCUUCCGGUUGUGGGUCAAUCAAAAACUAGACAAUAAUCCAAUGUUAUCAAAAUGUGAUCGAGUUAGUGGCGUACAAUAAUUUCAUUACCCUUUUUCAUAUCAUUCUCGUAAUUCUUUCGUUCCAUUGCUUUCCAUUGUAUCUGACGAUAUUUCUAUAAAGGAAUGUAAUUAUAUGCGUAAGUCAGAAAACUACAA
Molecule: messenger RNA, 4912 nt
Organism: Anopheles stephensi (Asian malaria mosquito)
Lineage: Eukaryota; Metazoa; Arthropoda; Insecta; Diptera; Culicidae
Gene: spn-E
Product: probable ATP-dependent RNA helicase spindle-E
Exons: 6
Coding region: 104-4501 (1465 amino acids)
Cellular component (GO): intracellular anatomical structure
Molecular function (GO): RNA binding; ATP binding
Source: RefSeq, a predicted model, not a curated record